AUGCCCGAGGUCAGGAGCCCCGGCCAGGACCUCACGCGAUGGAAGCAGCAGCCGCCGGGGCGCCGCACGGUCAGCCAGAUCUGCCCGCCCCCUCGGCGGCCCCUGACCGUGGCCGACAUCCGGCCCGGCAUGGAGAACGACAGGCUGGGGGUCUUGCGGGACUCCAUGUUCCAGAACCCGCUCAUCGUCAAGGCGGAGCUCGGCAAGCCCCGGGAAAGAAGCUGCAGUCUGCCCGGCGUUCAUUUUAACUAUGGACUCUACGUCCGGGGGCUGGAUGGAGGGGUCCCCGAAGCCAUCGGACACUGGAACGUGUAUAAGCAGCAGCCCACCCGUUCCAACGAGCUCACCAGGAAUUACAUUGCCAUGAACCGCGGGGCGGUGAAAGCUGGCCUGGUGACUGCCCGGGAGAAUUUCCUCUACCGUCAGCUCAACAACAUCCAUGUCCGUGACCAGGAUGACCGGCGCCUGAAGAAGGAACCACCCUCUGUCCCCCCAAACAUGACAUUUGGGAUUCCGGCACGGCCUUCGACACCCUUCUUUGACCUGCUGCAGCACCAGUACCAGAAGCUGUGGGUGCAGGAACAAAAGGCCGCCCAGAAAGCCAUUAAGAUGGAGAAAAAACACAAGGUGAUCCUUGGGAAGCUGUAUGAGACCCGGAGCAGUCAGCUGAGGAAGUACAGCCCACCCGUGAAGCUGGACGCCCUCUGGCAUAUGCCUCACUUCCGGAAGGUCAGUGUCACCUUCAUCUGCCCCUUCUUGCACCUACGGCUGGCCGUGCUCACCUUGCCUGGUCUUUACCUGUUGUCUAGACAGCUGAGUUGGGUGGGCUUCCAACCACCCAGCAGCAGCAGCAGCAGCAGCAGCAGCAGCAGCAUCCGACAUUUCCGAGCACCUCCACACGGCUGUGCACCAGAACCCCGCAUGUUCUGUGGCCGGACCAGAAACCAGAACAACAUGCUCGAGGAGUCCCCUGGUCCCAUCCCCUGA
Molecule: messenger RNA, 987 nt
Organism: Galeopterus variegatus (Sunda flying lemur)
Lineage: Eukaryota; Metazoa; Chordata; Mammalia; Dermoptera; Cynocephalidae
Gene: CFAP77
Product: chromosome unknown open reading frame, human C9orf171
Exons: 6
Coding region: 1-987 (328 amino acids)
Source: RefSeq, a predicted model, not a curated record